Molecule: messenger RNA, 1065 nt
Organism: Aspergillus heteromorphus CBS 117.55
Lineage: Eukaryota; Fungi; Ascomycota; Eurotiomycetes; Eurotiales; Aspergillaceae
Product: putative adenosine deaminase
Exons: 4
Coding region: 1-1065 (354 amino acids)
Biological process (GO): inosine biosynthetic process; adenosine catabolic process
Molecular function (GO): adenosine deaminase activity
Source: RefSeq, a predicted model, not a curated record
AUGGAUCUCACCAAACCCGUCGAUCCAGUCUUCACCCAGUCCCUUCCCAAAGUCGAGCUCCACGCCCACCUCAGCGGCAGCAUCAGCCGCCAAUGUCUUCACGAACUCUGGGCGACGAAGAAAGCGCAAGACCCGAGCUUCAGCAUCGAAGACCCCUGGGUAUCCAUGCCUCCCGGCAAAGUGGACUACUCCCUGCAGACAUUCUUCCAAACCUUCAACAAAUCUAUCUACCACCUGGUCAAUGACCUCCCCAGCCUGACCUACGCAACCACCUCCGUCCUAACAGACUUCCUCAAUGACGGAGUCACCUACCUCGAACUACGCACCAUUCCCCGCGCAUCUCCCUCCGCAGCAUUCACCAGAGAAGAAUACCUUACCACUGUCCUAGACACAAUCCAGCACUUCCAGUCCUCCGUCUCCGCGGAAAAAAUGUCUGUGUAUCUCAUCCUAGCCAUAGACAGAGGUCACAGCACCGCCUCGGAGGCGCUAGAGAUCGUAGACCUGGCUUUGGCGAACCGCGCCCGAGGUGUCGUUGGCAUCGAUGUCUGCGGAAACCCGACCAAAGGCGAUGUUUCUGUUUUUCGGGACGCUUUUGCAAAAGCCAAGGCGCAUGGGCUGGGUGUUACCGUGCACUUUGCUGAGACGACGUCGUCGGGGUCGUUGGAGGAGUUGAAUACUCUCCUGGAGUUCCAGCCUGAUCGGUUGGGUCAUGUUAUUCAUGUACCGGAGGAGGUCAAGAAGGAAAUCGCCCGGAGACGUCUCGGGCUGGAGCUGUGUAUUUCGUGUAAUGUCCAUGCGAAGAUGUUUGAUGGCGGGUUCUUGGAUCAUCAUUUUGGGUUCUGGAGGUUCGAGGACUGUCCGGUUGUUCUUUGUACCGAUGACGUGGGUUUCUUCUGCAGCCCCGUGUCGAACGAGUACCUGCUAGUCGCGGAGCAUUUCCAGCUCAACCGAGCCGAUCUGCUGAGCAUCUGCAGGAAGUCCUACGAUGUGAUAUUCGGGGGAGAGUCCGAAAAAGAGCGCCUUAAACGGCUUCUAAACGACUUUGAGAUGAGCUACAGUCAAUGA